Contarinia nasturtii (swede midge) is the source of this 3554-nucleotide messenger RNA. RefSeq lists its product as uncharacterized. The transcript has 6 exons. The record is from RefSeq and is a predicted model, not a curated record. The coding region runs from base 233 to 2356 and encodes 707 amino acids. NCBI's taxonomy places the organism in Eukaryota, Metazoa, Arthropoda, Insecta, Diptera, Cecidomyiidae.
UUUCGCAUUUACUGUAAUACAUGUACUCAGUGUAAACGGAUUCACUCACGCUCUCCACUCAUCAGUUUUCCUUCAACUGGUGUGCGAUUGUAUUCCAGUUUUUUUGUGUUUUGCAAAGUGUCUGGUCGACCAAGUGUGACGGAAAAAUUAACAUUCGAUAUUUUUUCUGGUCAUAUAUUUUGUGCUGCUGCAUUCAACUUUUAAGUCCAAGAAAAAUGACGUUGUGUUAGCAAUGGCCAAACACCAGCGUCGGUCGUUUGCUAAAGAUAAUUCGCCACAAUCAUAUCAAGAUGAAAUGCAUCGACAAUCCAAUCACCAGAAAUCGAAAUUGGUGACAAAACCGAAUUUACGCUACGCGAAAAAUCCAAUUAAAAACGAAUCACGGAAGAACAGAAAUCCGCGGAACGAAGGCCACCAUGCGAAAACCAAAAAUCAAACAUAUCCGCAUCAUCGAUCCCCUCCGCCCCUUCCAUUCAUCCCACCCGAACAUUACUACAUAGUCAAUGCAACUGAACCACCAAGUCUUGAGCAAAUGGCUGCCGAACGAGAACGAAUUCGUACCGAAUUUUUUUCAACGUAUGAUGCAAUGACUGGCGUGCGAAUCGCCACCACUCUCGGUGGAUUUUUUGGCUUAAUGGUGUUUUUAGUAAUUUAUAAGAGCCGCGGCGAACGAAUCGAAACAAUGAAUGCAUUAAAGGACCCCAAAAUUGCUGCAGUUGCAGCAGCUGUUAUGCAAGAAGAGGAGGAUCGUGAGCUGGCCGAAGCGAUGGAAGCAACUGGAUUGUCUAUUUACCCAGAUGAUUAUGUGGAUUCGUUUCAAUAUCGUUCACGAAAUCGAAUGAUGUCACUUGGAAAUGUGAGCGCACCACCCACAUUAAAUCAGACGGGACGAUUGUCAUCGAUUGGCGGUUACAGCAGUUUAUUAACACCGACUCAGCGACGUUUUUCUUAUGCCGGAUCUUAUCGUAAAAGCAAUUCUGUUGAAUCAUCUCGUGUAUUUUGUGCCUAUCCGAUAAAUGAAAGCUUUGAUUAUUAUAUGGAAAGUGACGGAGACGAGGCCGAUGACGAAUUCGAUCAAAUAACAAGCAGCAAUGAUGUGGACGAUCGUGUGCAACGACACAAUCUCUCAACACCACAAGGGACCUGUGAAUCGCGUCGCUGCAGUAAUAUAACUUGCUGUAGUACAGAAAGCUCGUAUUUGGAACGAAGAUGCUCGUCAAUAACUUUAGGUCUAAGCCCACUACCGGCAAUAUCAUCACGAUGUCCAAGCACAACAAAUAUUUGGGAUUAUGUUCAUCAGCCGCCAGAUAUUCAAUUAACACAGCCAACGCCACGCGUAUCACCGUGUUCGAGUGAACGCCAUGAUCAAAAGCAUUACUACUACGAUGGCGGUGGCGGUUGCAGUGGCGGAAGUGGCAGUGCACGCCGUUGGAAGAAAGCACAAAGAAGACGCUCAAUGGAUCAGGAAUCAUUUGAUUCGACAAGUACGUAUCCGGAUUCACGUAGCCGUCGAUUUUACUACGAUGAAAUCGAGGAAGAAGAAUUGGCCGAAACGACAGUAUUAGCACAGCAAAUCAAUAAGUUAGGCUUAGAAACUCGAUGUUUAGACGACACUAUGCUUAAGUACACGUUGAACAAUACAUUUCAAACAAAUUUGUUAUCGAAUCGUCGCGCUCCAUUGGCCUCAAUCAGUUCGCUGAAAAUGUCAUCGAUUGAUUAUCAGGAUUCCGAUUUGCGUAGUCCCGUCUCCGAUUCGGUGUUCGAAGAGACAUACGCUGAUACCGAUGAUGAUAUGGAUCAAUUUAGCACGGAUACCGAUGUUGAACUACAAAAUGCUGAAAUUUUACCAUUGAAAGAAACGAAAAUACGCUCACGGAAAAUGAAUGCAAAAACUGUUGCACGCGUUGAACGCACCGAAAUCGAUGCAUCGACUAGCACAAAUAACAUAUCGAUUGCGAUGCAAACAAGUUUUAUUGGUUUGAAUAACAGUGAUUUGAAUGCGGAAACAAUUUGUGAAAUUGAUGAAAUUGGACCUCAAGCUCAGAAUAAUAAUCGAUCGACGGUCGAUACGGUAACACAUAAUAAGCUAUUUCAAUCGAGCAGCACAAGCAGCGAAAAUAAUAACAAAUACAGCAAAUCAACCGGCAACAUGGCACAAGAAACAACAUCAAAUAAACUUGAUAAAACUCAAUUUCUAUCGGAACCAUUGAAUCUACAUUAUCGUGCCGUUGUCGACGAAACGCCCAUAUUGCACAAAUCAAAUAGUAAAACAAAUAUUAGUAUGAGAAUGCCAUUGAAAGGGAAUCAUUAUAGUAGUAGCAGCCGAAGUAGCAGCAGCUGCCACAGUACCACAUAGAGAGUAAAAACAGCAGAGAAAACUACAAAAGAAAAACAUUUACAAAGUCCCAACACAAACACACACUUUGAACAAUGAGCUUAUAUCAUAGUGAAACAAAAAUCCACUCCACCUGAGAUAGACAACUGUUACCAAAAAAAAAACUGAAGAAACACACUAGAACCAACUUUUUCUAAUGCCUAUCAUCUAUAAACACACACAAACACUAACACAAAACACACACACAAUACGUAGAGUGAAAACGUAAAACUACAUGUUUGCAAGCAUCAACUACAUCUAUAUAACUUGUUAAUUCUUCUGUGAUUUUUGAUAUGUUCGUGUGAACGUUUCGUCGCACGGCUUAGGAGAUACAUGUUUUAUUACAAACAGUUAUGGAAGAAAGAAAUUUGAUGAACAAAAAAUGAAAUAAAAAAAAAAAACAAUUAACUAUUUAUAGCAGCCCAAAUGCCAUAACGCCAUUUUCUUGCGAAAUAUCGGUAGAAAUGUAUUUAUGAAGAACACACACAACAAAAAUAAUUGAUUAUAGCGAAGGUUUUUAUUAGAAAGCUUUUCCGAAGCGCAGAUACAUUGUCUAGCAACCUUAGUAACGUUUUUGAGAAAAUUAUCUCAGAAAUGGGAGCCAUUGAACAUUUUGUUGACACGGUGUUGCUAAAUUAUUAUGCCAUUAUAUCACAAUAUUAGAUGUAACCCUGAAAUUAAAAAAAGUAAAACUUAUUAACAUUGCCAUUUUGUAGCAGCAGCCAAAUCGGCAACUGUCUGCUCGUUUCUGGGACUCUUUUCAACAAUAAAACAGUUUUUUUUUUGUUUACUAGCGGAUAUUAUAAACGAAAUGAAGAAAUUGCAUUUACCAGAACGAAAUACAAACACAAAAUAGUAUAUAUUAUAUCGAUGGAAAUGAUGAAAUGAACCAUCACAAAAAAAAGUAUAAAAAGUGACAAAAAACACACACAUUUUAGCGACUAGGUGUAGUUGAUGAAUUUUUAUUUUGCCUGUUGUUAUGUCAAUAUGACUAUUUUCAAGAAAAAACACAAUGAAGAAAAAGAAAUCUACGACAAAAAAAUACAAAAAAAAAAAUAACAAGAAUAGCAUGUACUAUGUUGAAUGUCCAAGAAAAAUCAAUGUGUAAAUGAAGAUGAAAAAUUAAACAAUGUGAAUUAAUGUUAGAAAUAAACAACCUUAUUUAUUACUUACCCUGAAA